CUCUAUCUUUGUCGUGUGUUCUUCAUCAUUUCCUCUUUCAUUCAAUCCAAUUUUAAUAAAUUCUUCAACCAACAUCCGUCCAAAUCUCAAAUCCUAUCUACCCAAACGUAUCAAAAAGCAUAAUUCUUUAUCCCAAUCUCCUUAAUUUACACCUCCUUUUCGAUUACAUACGCGAUCUUCAUAGCAAUCGAUUCGAAGAACAGAGGAGAUAAUCAAUCAAUCAACGAUGACUAGGCGAUGUUCUCAUUGCAGCAACAAUGGACACAACUCGCGAACUUGCCCUAAUCGAGGUCUGAAGCUAUUUGGGGUUCGGAUUACAGAUGGAUCGAUUCGUAAGAGUGCAAGUAUGGGAAACUUGAGUCACUGUAACGGAUCCGGAAGCGGCGCCUUCUUCAAUGGAUUUUCCGGUGGCGGCGGCGGCGGCACCGACCUUGAUUCGCCAGGAGAUACCCCGGAUCAUAACGCCGCCGGUGACGGCUACGGCUCGGAGGAUUUCGUUGCCGGCUCGUCUUCAAGCCGUGAAAGGAAAAAAGGUGUUCCAUGGACGGAGGAAGAACAUCGGAUGUUCUUAUUAGGUUUACAGAAGCUCGGAAAAGGGGAUUGGAGAGGAAUCGCGAGAAACUAUGUGAUUACACGAACACCAACUCAAGUCGCAAGUCAUGCUCAGAAAUUUUUCAUCAGACAAAGCAAUAUCUCAAGAAGAAAACGACGAUCCAGCCUUUUCGACAUCGUCGCCGACGAUUUCCCGUCGCAACCGGAGACUCAAUCAGUCAACAACCCAUUAACCAUCCCGACUCUAGAAGAAGAAGAAUGCGAGUCCAUGGAUUCCGCUAACUCAACAACCGCAGAUCCCCAAAUCGACCCCACACCAACACCUGCAACUGUAAGCGUAAAUCUCGAGGGUAGUUCUGGUUCACAGUGUUUGAUUCCGAUGAUGUUUCCGGCCUACGUUUCUCCGAUCAUACCAGUUGCUAUUCCGUACUGGCCUGGACCCUCUUGUCAAGAUCAAGAUUCCAUGGCUAAGACUGAAGCUCAUGAAGUUCUGAAGCCGACCGCUGUUCAUUCAAAGAGUCCGAUCAAUGUUGAUGAUCUUCUCGGGAUGUCGAAGCUGACAUUAGGUGAUGGUGGUGGUGCUCCGACUUCACUGAAAGUUGGAGGGCUGAGCCGGCAGUCGGCGUUUCAUGCAAGUAACCCUGGUGCUAGACCUUCUUCUAAAAUGGAUUCGAAUCAUAGUCCUAUUCAUGCGGUUUAGAAGGUAAAGAUUUUAGGGUCUCUGUUUUGGAUUAUGUUUUAGGGUUUAGUUAAUAGUUAUGUUUGUAAGGUUUUACAAGAUCAGAAUUCAGAAAUCUAUAUAUGUUAUAUGUAUACUACAAGACAAUAAUUUUAAGCUUUUUAGCCUGAUCAACCCUCAUGGAUUUGGGGGUCCUAAAGUUAUAAAUGAUUCCUUUGCUACAAUGGACCUAAAUAGUAACAUGCUAUGAUGUUUGGUGUCAUGGGAAGUGAUCAAUGUCGCCAAGUUAUAUCCGGCUCCAAUAGCAUGGGAAAAUUGUGUGGUUUUAUGAAACCAUGUGUUAUGGCUUGAAUCUUAGUCAAUCCUAUAUUCAGAGAGAGACAGAUGUCAACUGAAUCCUAUUUUUCUAUUAUUUUCAUAUGCGUAAUAGACGGGGAAGGACGUAGUAAGACAAAAUGCUCUGUAGAGUUGAAAUAAAGCAUAGCUCUGGAGAUUUCCGAAUAGAUUAACCUUUCAAACUAUAAUUGAAUCUAUGGAUAAGAAAGAGACAACUUUAUGAGCUACUGAAAUCUAUGGAUAAAACACUGACAACCUGAUGAACUGAGACAUCUUACCGGUUAGAGGAAAAGAAAACAAAAAUGAUUCAUGUAGUAGCCGCGAGCAUAAAAUGAGAUCAACCUAAACGGUGAAAACUAGGAUGUGGAAGAGCAGUCCGAGGAAAAGAAAAUAAAAAUGAUUCAUGUGGUAGCCGCAAGCAAAAUGAGAUCAACUUAAAACCGUGAAAACUAGGCUGUGGAAGCAGGUGUCGUGCUACAUUGAAUGUACUCUAUGCUACAUUCAUCGUACUCUACGGAUAGAUGAAUAUAUAAACCGGAUAUAGUAAAAUAAGAAAUCGAAAGAUUUUGUUGAAAUUGUUCGUUUGAAAAAAUUUCCUGAAAAGCUGUAGAUAUAAUGCAAGUCUUUGUAGAAAAAACAUCAUAAAUGAUCUUUAUGGUUUCUUCAGAUCUGAAGUUUAGUUCACGUGGUUUAAAAACAUUAUAGCUGG
Lactuca saligna is the source of this 2276-nucleotide messenger RNA. The record is from the annotation of a GenBank genome assembly. NCBI's taxonomy places the organism in Eukaryota, Viridiplantae, Streptophyta, Magnoliopsida, Asterales, Asteraceae.